AACAAGUUCACUUAUGAGUAAGAGACAGAAUGAACUCGAUUCAGUUGCUUCCCAUUGAACUAUUACUUUACUCGGGCUCAAAUUCAAUCAGACCAUUGUCCUGAACUGUAAUCUGCGGAUAAGAAAUGUUGGGUUGACGAACUAUUGCUCAAGAUUGAAUCAUGCUGAUGACAAGAGGGCUUUGUUGUGUCACUGACCCUACGCACAAACAUAAGGCAGACCUUUACAGCAAUGUGUUGUUGCUCUUCGUUCAUAUUGGCAAGCAACCAAGAAACAGCAUGUCAUCCUCUAGCAAGCAAGCGUCUCCAAAGACAAAGACAGGUGGAAAGUCAUCGUCCUCCUUGUCAGAGGUGCGAUUGGUUCUGCUGGGGAAAACCGGCAGUGGAAAAAGCUCCACUGCCAACUUUAUCCUGGGCCGUAGACACUUUGAUGCCAAAGUCAGCAGCUGUUCGAUCACCCAGCGGUCUCGGAGGGCCUGCGGAGAAGUCUGCGGAAAGCACCUGGUGCUCUUGGACACUCCGGGAAUUCUGGACACAUCCCAGACUCUGAAGGAGGUGCAGAGAGAGUUAAGGAAGUCUGUUAGUCUCCUCUUCCCGGGGCCACAUGUCUUUCUCCUCAUCAUUCGGAUCUCGCGGUUCACUCAGGAGGAGAAAGAGGCGGUGCACCAGUUCAAACAGGUCCUUGGUCCUCAUGCUCUACGAUUGUCCAUUGUGGUUUUUACACAUGGAGACUGCCUGGAAGAUCCAGGUUCAGUGAAGCAGUGUAUGAUAGACAUGUGCCCAUAUCUGGAGGAACUGGUGACAGAAUGUGGCGGGAGGUACUGUGUCUUCAACAACCAGAGCUCCGGGAGCAAGGAGCAGGUAACUGAGCUGCUUGCCAUUGUGGACCGCAUGAUGAAGGAUAACGGCGGAACUUGCUACACCAGCAAGAUGCUUCAGAGUUCCGAGGAGGAUUUGGCCUGCGUGCAGCAGGAAGAGCGGCGUUUGCUGGGUCGCAAAGAGAAGCAGCAAAAAAAGAAGCAUGUGGAAGAAAUGAAAGUGAGGUAUGAAAAAGAUCUUGAGAAUCUUCAGCACAGGGAAAGGGGGGUGGAGGAGCUGAAGAAACAAUUCGAGCUGGAGAACGAGGACGAGAAACGGAUAGGUUUCGAGGGGAAAGAGAUUCAGGAGAUGCCAAUCCAAAUGGAGGAGGAGGAGAGGAGAGACGCUCCCCAAGACGGUUUGGAACCAGUUACCAACAUACUUGUGGAAGCAGCAGUGAGGGAGAAGAAUCUAAGACAUGAUAUGAAAGCGAUGACAAAAAUACAUCAUGGGGAAAAUGAAAGGAAAGAAAUGGAUAUCAGACAGAUAGAAGAAAUGAAGAGAGAAACUUUGCAAAGGCAGCUGGAUCAACUCUUCCAAAGUUUGGAGGAGAGGAGCAAGGAGCAAAGGGAGCGGAAGAAGCAAAUGGAGGAUUUGCUCAAACGCCAGGGAGGGGACGAAUGGGCGACACAAAUGGAAAAACUCAGAGCGGACAAAAUAAAUAUAGAAUCCCUCAUGCAGCAGCUCAAACUCCUCAAGGUGAAGACCGAUGAAUAUAUUCGCCAGGAAGCGAACGUCAAGAGGCCGUUGGGAGGGAGUGAGAGAGAAGAAUGUUCCGUGUGUUCUUCACUGCUGAGCAACGUGACAAUCAAGAAAAAAAGUGAGUCGCAGCACAGCACUGUGAUGCAUGUGACUGGAUUUGUACAGGAAAUGGGACUAAUGGGGCUCAACGCAUCUUUGCAGCUUGCCAGGAAUUCAUGUUCUGUGCAGUAACUAAUUCAUACCUCUACUAACAAGUAAUUCUUCAACAGUUCAUAAAUUCAGCAACUUCCUGUGUGUACUUUUUGAUCUAGAAAACGGAAUGAUUGUUGUUGAUUGAAAACAUUUGAUCAGUAUCCACACACUGAUGAAGUCAUCAAAAUGAUCUUAAAAAAAAAAAAAUAAAAAAUCAAUAAAAAAAGAUUUUUUCAAAAAUC
Messenger RNA from Hippocampus comes (tiger tail seahorse), 1993 nucleotides. RefSeq names its product GTPase IMAP family member 4-like. Bases 162 to 1790 code for a protein of 542 amino acids. The record is from RefSeq and is a predicted model, not a curated record. Lineage: Eukaryota; Metazoa; Chordata; Actinopteri; Syngnathiformes; Syngnathidae. Gene Ontology annotation, molecular function: GTP binding. The transcript is spliced from 2 exons.